Bursaphelenchus okinawaensis is the source of this 1491-nucleotide messenger RNA. The record is from the annotation of a GenBank genome assembly. Lineage: Eukaryota; Metazoa; Nematoda; Chromadorea; Rhabditida; Aphelenchoididae.
AUGGAGCUACGAAUCAUUUUGAAUCAAGAAACCAAAGGAAUCGUCUUCUCUGGACAACAACUGACUGGCGUGGUCGAAGUCGAAUGCCCUCGAGACACGCUGCUUCAGAAGGUCGUCAUCGAACUUCUGGGGAAGCAACGAACUCAGCUUCACAAGAUCAGGUACGUUUUAUAAAAAUAAAUGUUGUGAGGUUAACAAUCUUCUGUAUAUACAACCGUUACUACACCAACCCAUCUUUUUAUGUCAAAUUACCACAAAAAUUUAAAAUCAUACCUUGUAUUAUCUACUAUAAUAUAAAAAAUCCUACUUUUUCAGUAAAUCAAACAGAAGGCUAACUUUAGAAGAAGAAAGUGAACUAGUUAACGAUGUGCAAUGCCUUUGGAUGGGCCACACUUUCAGUCAAGGCCGUACCAUAAUCCCUUUUAAAUUCACUGUCCCUCACUACCUCCCUCCGUCGUUUGAAGGUAAAGUUCAAACUAACCGAAAAUAUUUCUUACACAUGUACACAACAUACUUGGCUUUAUCUUCCAUCUCAUAAUACUCUAACUUAACGUAGUCUAGUACAGAUAAAAGACUUAAACAAUACAUUACACUAGAUAUUUAGGUGAAUAUGGCUUUACACGCUACCUCCUCCAACUCAAAGUAGUCCGUCCCCAACCUUUUGUAGACCAGUUUGUAGUAAGACCACUGUCUAUCACCUCCAUGUAUGACCUCAAAUCUCUCCCAUAUACCUCAUACCGAACCCAACGUACCAUCAACCAGAAGAUCGACCAUCUUUUGAACAAAGGUCGACUCAAAGUAAUGAUAAAGUUAAGGAAAAGCGGCUUUGUUUGUGGAGAAAAAAUAGAAAUCUAUGCAGACAUUGACAACUCAUCCCCACUGACAGUACUCGGCAUCAAAACAACUCUACGACAACAUGUCAGCCACUUUUACUACGACGAAUACGACGAUUACAACAGGAGAAGAAUGUCAGAAAGUACUCAAGACGUCAUUGUCUGUGAUCAACACUAUCUUGUGGAGAAAGACAGUGAAAGUAUUUACAGAGGCAAGAGCUCACAAAUACCACCAGUGGCCCCAAGUCACCGUAGUAAAUUGAUAUACGUUGACUACGAUAUUAAAGUAAGUAAAACUGCUAAAUUAAAGGAAAAUUAGUUUGAAAUAUAUCUAGAAAACAACGUGUCAGCGACUGCCUUCAUCCCUAUCAUAAUUGGGAACCUACCGUGCCAUCGUUCCAUCGACUCUCCGACUGUAGCGUUCCAUCGUAUCGACCGGUUGACCCCGCCUGAUCCUUCUACUCCAACUUCUUUGCUCAGUAAGACAUCAUUAUUAUUUGUUUGUCGACCUAAAACUAAUCUUAAUUAUAUUGUUUUAGACGAAAACGUAAUUCACUUGGAACAGAAGGCUGGAAAGCGAUCUAACAUUAAGGAUGCCUUGUAUAACAUAAAACGACAGUUUUUAUCGCCGCUGACAUUAUACUACGACAAUAUGUGA